AUGACUUACGCUAAAGGGGGCAACAUUGCUAAAGUAGAAAGUGGCCAGGUUAAAAAUGAUUAUAAUAAUCAAGUGGUCACUGAUCCGCGAAACCUAACAUUUCGCGAAAAAAUUAUUUACACUAUUAUACAUAAUUACAUACAUUUACUAUUUGGACUAACUUUGUCAAGUAUGGCACCGGCAUUUAUCGACUACAGGGAGAUAUUACACACUGAUAUGCAAUGGAUAGGACUGUUUCCCAUGUUUCAAGCUAUUGGCAUAUUUACUGGAUCAUUUGUGACCGGCAUAUUUAAAUAUGUAAACCGACAAAUCACCUUGUCCAUAUUGAUUGUGUUGCAAGGGUUUGGUACAAUAUUUCAGCCGUGGUCCACAUCAUUGUGGCACCUGUAUCUGUGCAUAUUUGUAUAUGGGUUUGGUAUAGGUGCCUGGAACGGGUCCAACAAUGUUAUACUCAUAGAAAUGUGGCAAAACAAGAGUCCAUCGAUAUUACAGUUUUCUCAAUUCAUAUACGGUGUGGGCACUAUCUUAGGUCCACUACUGGACACCAACUAUGUGUUGGGCGAACAGGUAUGUCCUGGUGUUUGGCCCGACGACUGUAAGGAUAGUGUCGCUACAAUUAUGGGUACAACACAGCAACCCAUACACAAUGCUAACACAUCAUCGGUUGCAUUGUUGUCUAACUCGAAUCUGUGUACUCCUGAAUGUAAGGCCUAUGAUCGUAGGCCUAACCUGAAAAUACCUUUACUUAUUGGAGGACUGUUACAAAUGUUAGGACCUGUUAUGUAUUUGAUAAUGUUUUUUGUAAAACGCUAUCACUUUGACAACGACACCAAAAUAGAGGUCGUGAAGACCGACGAACAGAAGCAACUGUACCGACAGUUUGUACCGAAAAAGACAAUAAUUGUCUGUAUUUCGACAUUUCUGGCAUUUGGUAUAAUGUCUGAGAAUAUGUAUAUGGAUUUUGCGCCCACUUUCUACCAGUUUUGUCCGGCAAAGCUGUCGGCCGCCAAAGCGUCAGAACUGUUCUCCUAUAUCGGGAUCGCACUGACCAUCGGUCGCGGUCUCAGUGUAUUCAUAGCCAUGUAUUUGAAACCGCAACACAUGAUUGCCUAUCAGUCGGUAAUAGUAUUUAUUGGCUAUAUAUUCCAGUAUUUCGGUCAAAAUGAUUAUAAACUAUUAUUAGCAAGCUCAAUUAUCAUAUGUUUCGGGUAUUCAUCAAUAUUUAUAUGUCUGUACUCUUUUGUCGGACAAUACAUGAGAGUUACCGAUAGAAUUGGCGGACUGUUUGUCGGCGCCUACAACGCGGUGUAUAUGUUUUUGCCCUAUUUUAUAGCCAAAUAUGUUGAGGUAGUUCCCGACAGUUUUGUGUUUGUUGAGUUCAGCAGUUUAUGUGUGGCUAUACUAUCAUUUAUUUAUGUUUUAUGGGCCGUUAGGAAUGUCCCACAAGACUUGAUCCGUAAAUUGGGACCAAUUGCUGGACAUUAA
This is a messenger RNA of Oppia nitens, 1485 nucleotides long. RefSeq lists its product as uncharacterized. The record is from RefSeq and is a predicted model, not a curated record. The transcript is spliced from 4 exons. Lineage: Eukaryota; Metazoa; Arthropoda; Arachnida; Sarcoptiformes; Oppiidae. The coding region runs from base 1 to 1485 and encodes 494 amino acids.